AAAUACCUCAUGCAGUGGACAUGCAGUCAAUUGGGAGCGGAGAGAUGGUGGCCAGUCGGGAGGAGUACACUGGGAGAGCAGAAACAACACUUCUUUUCAAAGCAUUGCGGACAUGCAAAGGAACUCUCAGAACACCCAAGGAAAAGGAAAACAUCAGGGAAGAAUGCUUGGAGGAUUGUUUUCAGUCCACUCUCUGGGGAGCACAGGGCACUGGUUUGAAGAGACUCCAUGAAGGAGGCCAACGCUAAGCUCUCAGUCCACAGGAAACAUUUCAAGUCCCCAGCUCUCUGCUUUGCGGUCUCCUGUAAUGGCUGGAGGUCUAUUUGCCGUUAACCGGAAAUGGUUUUGGGAGCUGGGAGGCUAUGAUCCAGGAUUGGAGAUAUGGGGAGGAGAGCAGUAUGAAAUCUCCUUUAAGGUGUGGAUGUGUGGAGGUGGCAUGUAUGAUGUUCCGUGCUCCCGAGUGGGACAUAUUUACAGGAAGUAUGUCCCGUAUAAAGUCCCUUCUGGAACCAGCCUAGCACGGAACCUGAAGCGUGUGGCAGAGACAUGGAUGGAUGAGUUUGCAGAGUACAUUUACCAGCGACGGCCUGAGUACAGACAUCUCUCAACUGGUGACAUCUCUGCCCAGAAGGAGCUGCGCAAGCACCUGAAGUGUAAAGAUUUCAAAUGGUUCAUGGCUGCAGUGGCUUGGGAUGUCCCCAAAUAUUACCCUCCUGUGGAGCCUCCACCUGCUGCCUGGGGGGAGAUUCGAAACGUGGCAGCCAACCUCUGUGUGGACAGUAAACACGGAGCCACGGGGACUGAGCUGAGGCUGGACAUCUGUGUGAAGGAUGGCUCAGAACGAACAUGGUCACAUGAGCAGCUCUUCACCUUUGGCUGGAGAGAAGACAUCCGCCCUGGGGAGCCACUUCACACUCGGAAGUUCUGCUUCGAUGCCAUCUCUCACAGUAGCCMUGUCACACUGUAUGACUGUCACGGGAUGAAGGGAAACCAGCACUGGAGCUAUAGGAAGGACAAAACUUUGUUCCAUCCGGUAAGCAGCAGCUGCAUAGAUUGCAACCCAGCUGAGAAGAAGAUUUUCAUGAACAGAUGUGAUCCUUUAUCUGAAACUCAACAAUGGAUUUUUGAACAUAUUAAUAUGACUGUUUUAGAAAAAUUUAACAGCAAGGCCAGUUCCUAGAAGGAAAAAAAAAUGAACACACCUAUUUGCAUACAGACUGCAGACUACAGUUUCGCCAGCAUCUGGGUCAAAGGAGUCAGGAAUUAAAUUCCUAGAUCCAGGAAAUCUGUUCUGAGGAUUAAGAAAAUGCCACAGCAAGAGCCAGCAAGCUGUCCUUGUGGAUCUGGAGAACUUGGCCAAGGGCCUCACCGGAUGCUGCUGAGAACUUCAGGAUGAAAACUCCCUUGCUGGUCAAGGGGAAAACUUUGUCUAAAAACUGUUUAAAAGUACUCCAAGUUAAUAAAGUAAAACAAAACUCUAGAGUUUCUCAGGUCAAAUCCUGCUGUAGUGAGUAGCUCAGAACAGACGCUAUAAUUUGAGAUGGGUUUACGGUGUGCAUGACACCAACAGGARCCUGAAGAAAUCCCAGGUUUUAGAAUUGAACAUGCUGGUAGAAGAAUAAUGAUGUCCCAGCACUCCCUAGACAAGAUAUAUGCUCUGUUGACAUUCUCUUAAUAAAAGGUUGGGUUAAGCAGGUUUAACCCUCAGAACUGCUGCAAUUAAUUUAAUUUUAAAUACCUCCCUUUUACAUUCCAUUCAUUACCAAAAUAGGAAUGGUAGAAAUGUUAGGGUCUAGAAUUACACUGUAGUUAAGCAUGAAAUAAGCUGUAUGGUUUUGCCCUCACAUUUUCCCCCUUCAGGAAAAAAAAAAAAAAAGUAAUCAAAUUAUAUAUUUAGCAAUUAUGAUUCAAAUCCCAUUGUCACAAAAGGUGAGUUUUUUUUUAGUGACAAAUAUAAUGGUGGCAGCUGCAGGACAAUGGAAGGCUUGUGGACUAGCUAUCU
Malurus melanocephalus (red-backed fairy wren) is the source of this 2002-nucleotide messenger RNA. It is a transcript of the gene GALNTL6, whose product is annotated as polypeptide N-acetylgalactosaminyltransferase like 6. NCBI's taxonomy places the organism in Eukaryota, Metazoa, Chordata, Aves, Passeriformes, Maluridae. The record is from RefSeq and is a predicted model, not a curated record. Gene Ontology annotation, cellular component: Golgi apparatus. The transcript has 7 exons. Bases 308 to 1180 code for a protein of 290 amino acids.